Messenger RNA from Malaya genurostris, 1643 nucleotides. RefSeq names its product CAAX prenyl protease 1 homolog. The transcript is spliced from 2 exons. Gene Ontology annotation, molecular function: metalloendopeptidase activity. Gene Ontology annotation, cellular component: endoplasmic reticulum membrane. NCBI's taxonomy places the organism in Eukaryota, Metazoa, Arthropoda, Insecta, Diptera, Culicidae. Bases 144 to 1499 code for a protein of 451 amino acids. The record is from RefSeq and is a predicted model, not a curated record. Gene Ontology annotation, biological process: CAAX-box protein processing.
CAUUUUAUAAGCGUGUGUGAAGCGUGAUUGACGGUAGAACCGAAAAAACGAAUAUUUUCCGAUAAGACGUGUACAAAUGCAUUAAAAUAAGCUGUUUUUCUAUUUUCUACAGUUUUUGAAUUAAAAUUAAAAACGACGUCAAUAUGUUGGACGAUCUGCCUGCUAGUCAAAUUACGCUGUACUCGAUACUGAUUUUCCUGUUUUUAGAGAAUUUGAUAAAUCUGUAUUUAACUCGGAGACAAAUUUAUGUUUACCAAACGAGUAAAGAUGUCCCAUUGGAACUGCAAGGCGUAAUGGGAAAGGAUACAUUCGAGAAGGCCCGGCUUUACGGACUGGACAAAGCAAAUUUUGAAGUGUUCAAACUACUUGUAUGCGAUAUUGCUAUUUCAUCGAUUGAGUUGUACUCUGGCUUUAUAGCUAUGGUGUGGGCUCGAGCCACAGUGCUGACGGCAAAACUGGGAAUGAAUAUUGACAGCGAAAUUCAGGUCAGCAUUAUGUUUCUGGUGCUGAUUAAUAUCAUAGGAACAUUCAAGGAUAUGCCGUUCAAGAUUUAUUCUACAUUUGUGCUAGAAGACAAGCACGGAUUCAACAAACAAACUCCGGGAUUUUUUGUGAAGGAUCAGAUCAAAUCGUUUCUGCUUGGACAAAUUUUGUCAGUUCCAAUUGUAUCGGCUAUCGUCUAUAUUGUCCAAAUUGGGGGCGACUAUUUCUUUAUUUGGUUAUGGGCAUUCAUGGGAGUCGUUUCACUUGUUCUGAUUACUGUUUAUCCGGUCUAUAUUGCCCCAUUGUUUGAUAAGUUCCGACCUUUAGAAGAAGGAAAAUUAAAAACUAGUAUCGAAAAUCUUGCGGCAUCCCUGAAAUUUCCUCUUGGAAAGCUUUUCGUUGUGGAAGGUUCUAAGCGAUCAGCUCAUAGCAAUGCUUACUUCACUGGACUUUUCGGAGCCAAGCGUAUUGUACUUUUUGAUACGCUGCUUAUCAAUAAAGGACUCUCCGAUGAUACUGAUUUGACCGAUGACGAAAAAGGAAAAGGAUGCGAAGAUCAAGAGGUACUGGCUGUACUUGCUCACGAGUUAGGACAUUGGAAGCUUGGCCAUAUACGAAAAAAUAUCAUCAUCAUGCAGGUCCAGAUGUUUCUUCUGUUUAUAGCGUUCUCGCAGUUGUUCAAGUAUUCACCACUUUACCAGGCUGUAGGAUUCCCGGAAAAUGUCCAACCAAUUCUAAUAGGAUUUCUCGUCAUCGCAAUGUACAUUCUGGCUCCCUACAACACACUCAUUUCAUUUGGUAUGACCGUUCUGUCCCGUCGUUUUGAGUACCAAGCCGAUGAGUUCGCCAACGGGCUCGGAUAUUCGGAAGAUUUGGGUAAGGCACUCGUGAAGCUCAAUAUCGACAACCUAGGUUUUCCGGUCUACGACUGGAUGUACUCGACGUGGAAUCAUUCGCACCCAACGCUACUGCAACGUCUGGAACGAUUGAAGACUCUUCAGAGAAAAGACCGAUAAGCUUUGGUACUGUAUUGGGAGGCUGACUCGGGAAAGCUGUAUUUAAUUUUCUAGUCCAGAGUUGCAGAGAACAACAAUGCAGAACAGGUAACAAUUGUCUACAUAAGAUAUUGCAGCUUUGAAUAAAGAAUUUUAACUGACGAA